Cataglyphis hispanica is the source of this 629-nucleotide messenger RNA. Its product is annotated as cytochrome c oxidase subunit 5B, mitochondrial-like. NCBI's taxonomy places the organism in Eukaryota, Metazoa, Arthropoda, Insecta, Hymenoptera, Formicidae. Gene Ontology annotation, cellular component: mitochondrial envelope. Gene Ontology annotation, biological process: mitochondrial electron transport, cytochrome c to oxygen. The transcript is spliced from 3 exons. The record is from RefSeq and is a predicted model, not a curated record. The coding region runs from base 96 to 455 and encodes 119 amino acids.
GCAUCGUUCAAUUCGUGACUAAAAAUAAGGACUUAACCCAACCGAGUCGGCCCGACAGACGAAUAGCGUGUGACAUCUGUUCUGCAGCCUGAAAAAUGGCGUGGUUAUGCGCUCGUAGCGUACUCCAAACUUGUCGACGACCGAUUUCCUACAGCCUCGCGUGUGCCCAAAAGAAAUUCGCCGAUUCCCUCGAUCAUGCCACUGGUUUGGAGAAGAGGGAGAUGCUCGCCCGUUUAGCCGGUAACGAAGAUCCCUAUAAUUUGACUAUAAAACGCCGACCAGACAGUACAAAGGAGAAUCCUAAUAUAGUCUACAGUGCAUUUGAGAGUCGUAUAAUGGGAUGCAUUUGUGAUGAGGAUGCAUUGCAUGUAAAUUGGAUGUGGCUGCAUCAAGGUCCUCCGCGUCGCUGCGAAUGUGGUCAUUGGUUUAAGCUAGUCGAGAAAGCACCUAUAUAAUAUACUUAAGAAUGAACUAGUGGAUUGUUUUCAACAUAGAAUUAAUAUUAUAUUAGACAGUAAUUACAUCUAUUUUCAUUUAUUACCAUAUUCUUCCUCUAUGUAUCCUACCCAAAAUAUAAAUCUUUCAUUGUACCAGAACUGCAGAAAUAAACAAAAAUAUUGUAAAUAUUA